UAAAAACUUAAUAAAUUUUAUCAAUACUUUUUUACAAUUAAUUAACAAUCGAACAUUUUCACUUAAUGACCAUUAUAAUUUUUUAAUUCCAUUUUCAUUGCACACAAAUUAUUUUAGUUUUCUAGAUUAAUCACAUUUAAUAGAUAUCUUCCAGACCCUAUAAUGCGAACAAUUUUAGAAUAAAUAGAAUUUUUCUAAUAAUAAAAAAAAUUGUUAUUAAGUAAGUGCCUGAAUUCAAACUAUUUGACGCAAACUUUAGUUGAUUAUUCAAUCACUACAGAAUUUAACUAUUGAUGAAGAAAUUGAAAUUGACCACGUAUAAUUCAAUUAAAGAUACCUACCUACUAAUUAAUUAUUGUGCGCUUUCAAUUGCAAGAAAUAAUAGAAUUUCAAUUUUGAUUUGUCUAUUAGAAAUCGAUAAACUUAUAAAUUUUUGCUGGUCAAAUUGAGAACAUAGAUAUUAAACUGGAGAAGUUUGAGCGUAAACUAAAAAACCUUUUGCAACGUAAAUGAAAUCUAACAAUAAAUAUUAGAAUAUAAAGUAGCAAAUUGAAAAUAAUAAUUCUGAAAUAAAAUUUAAUAUAAACUCAAUAAAAUACAUAACACAUUUUUAUAAUAAUUAUGUAGGUAAUUAAAACACAAUAUCACAGAAUGCAAACACUUAUCUAGAACAAAAUUAUGCUGUGCCCAAAAUAAUAUAUAAUUAACAAAAAAGUAAAAACAUAAAAAGUUUAACUUAGAACAAUAAAAGUAGCUGCAAAAAUACUGGUUGUGCACCCUUUUUGGUAUAUAAAUUUAAUACUUAAAAUUACAUCUUACUAUACAAGAAGGCUUGUGAUAUUUACAUUAAAAAAAAUUACAACGAUAGAUACAAGUUAUAGGAAUGUCUCUUGGAUCUUAUUAGUAGAAACGGAAUUAGGCCAUUAUCAAAAUGAAAAGUUUCAACAUGUCGAUAACAAUAAAAUUGUUGCCAUAAGUGAAUUUUGCGAAUUUAUAGAGAGAGAAAAUUGUACCAGUUAUACCUAAAAAAGAAAUAUGUAGUUCUUAAUUAUUUACAAAGUCUAUGAUAUUACAUACAUAUAUUAACAAAAUGUUGCUACACAAUAAUUAAGACUAAAUAACAAAUUUGGGUUUUUUAGUGUUUUGUUUUUUCUAAAAGGGACGCUACAAAAACAAAAUAUCCGCCUAUGUAAAAUGGUCUCUAUAAAACCAAAAAUGGUUAGGCAUAAUAGAAAUAAUAAAAUUGGAUAUAAUUACUUAUAAAAUUAAGUAGGUAUAAGCCAAUUUCUUAUUUAAAAUUUAUUUAAAGCAUAAAAAUUAAACUAAGUAUCGAUAAAACUUAAUUUUUCUCAUAAAAAGCUUCUAUAAUUAUUAUCCUAAAACGUAGGAAUUGAAUUACCGAGGACAAUCUAUACACAACCCUGAAAAUUCCAUUUCGUAACUAUAAAGGGACAUCGAUUUUUUUCUGACUCACUUUUUAAAUUUUUUGGAUUGUCAUAAGACAGAGACAAUAAGAAUAACGUUUUUUUAAAUCUUAAUCUAGUAAUUUUUACGGGAAAUAAUUUCAUCAGCUAGUGUUGAAUUUAUUCUUCGAAAUUUGAGUCUAUAGAAAGAAAAAAAAGGCAUUGCAGGCAUUGCCUUAGGAAGCUCGACUUUAAAAAUUUUAGACAGGAAUGUCAAAAAACGUCAAAAAUGUAGUUUUAGGAAAUUUUCAACAUCAGUGUUUGUUUUUGCAUGGAAGUCGGUGGUGGAAAUCGUUUUGAUUAUAUACCUACAUUCACCUCUUUGACUCGAAAAAUGCAUUUGUCGUGAAUAUUCAAUGCCUUUCAUGAGUAGUUUAAUGUCUAGCGAUAAACAAUUCAAAGAUAAGGUUUUGGCUUUAGAGAGUCAAAUUCAGCAGUUAAAAGCUGCCAUAAAUACAUUGAACCAGGACAGGGACAAAAAAGAGGUAGCUAUAGCAAGCCUGGCAAGGGAAAAAGCAGAAGUUACGAUUGAAUUACUAAAGCAAAGAAAAUCGAAUCAAACUCUUCUCAAACAACUCGAAGACGAAAGAAAAUUUUACUUUAAAGAAAAAGAAAUAUAUUGUCAAGAGAUUAAUCAAUUUAAAAAAUUAAAGCAAGCGUUAAGUGAUACCACACAAAACCAUCCCCUUGUAAACGAAGCGGCAGUAGAACCAUACAAAAAGGAAACAGAAAAGAUUAAAGGCACCCUCAAUAAAGUAUUGGAAGCAAAUUAUAACAUAGGCAUCAAAUUUUUAAGAAUGAAAAAUACUAACAGUUCUUUGAAAGAUGAGCUUAAAAGUAUAAAAUUGGAUCAUAAAAAAUGUUCCAACGACUACAAAAUCAAAAUAGACCAACUAACAGAUAAAUUAAAUGAAUUAUUAGUACAAGAUCACCUGAAUACACCAAGUAGCAGUAGUAAUAAAAAAUAUUUACAUUUGGUGAAACAAAAUAGUUGCCUCGUGCAUGAAAAUCUCAAUCUACAGCUUCAAGUGGACAAUUUAAACUCGAAAUGUCAAAAACUUAAUUUAGAAAAAACCAACAGCCGAUUGACGAAUUAUAUUAAACAUGAAAAUCCCAAGAGAGUGAGGAAAACAGGAACCAAUGAGGCAUCGAGAAGCGCCGCCCCUUCUACUUUAACCAAUCAGGAGGAAAUUUUAAAAUUAUUCGAUUGUCAUAAUCUUCCUGGAGUUUCUGAUGUUAGUGAUUAUAAUUCGUCGAAAUCUACGCAGAAAAGCCUCGGAAAAGUUUCAGGAAAAAAAAGGUUUCAAGCUACUGGUAACUCGUCUUUGGGCUCAGUUACCAGUAGAAAUUUGGUCAGAGUAAACUCGUCUCCGGAAUUAUCAAAAGCAAAUUCGUUUUAAAAUAGAAAUUAUUGUGAAUUUUUAGUAGUUAUACGUACGUAAAGAGGUAUUCCUAGGAAAUAAAUCUGUAUGCAAAAUAUAUCCCUAUUAUGUUAAACUUUUCAUCAACAUUACCAAGAUUUGUGAUUCCUUGCUGAAACAAAUAUCAUCAUCAUUCAUUCACAACCUAAACAAAUUCAGCAUUUCUCCACGACUUGGUCGUACAAAUUCCAGGCCCUCGCCACCAAUCGUUGACGUCCUCGUAGUGUCUAGGAACUUGAGGCGAGUGCAGCAUGGCGCACAGUCGGCACCAGAAGUAAGUGUUGAUGAAUUCACCGGUGCCUUUCCAUUUGAAGUAGGAAUUGUACAGGGUGUUGUCGUUGUCUAGCCGAUGGAGGUAGGCUGCCAGUUCUUCUGGACCGGAAAACUCGUCGAC
Molecule: messenger RNA, 3278 nt
Organism: Ceutorhynchus assimilis (cabbage seed weevil)
Lineage: Eukaryota; Metazoa; Arthropoda; Insecta; Coleoptera; Curculionidae
Source: the annotation of a GenBank genome assembly